ACAAAGUAACAAAUGGGCUUCAUUUCGAGGCCCAAAUCAUAAAACAAAAACCAAAUAAAAACGCUGAACAUCCUAAAACCCUAAUUCCUUUGCAACUUGUAUACUUUUCUUGUAUCCAAGACAUCAUCUAAGCUGCACAAAUGGGAAAAGGAACAGGGAGUUUUGGUAAGAGAAGGAAUAAGACACACACACUGUGUGUACGAUGUGGUCGUCGUAGUUUCCAUAUCCAGAAGAGUCGUUGUUCUGCUUGUGCUUACCCUGCUGCUCGUCUCAGAAAAUAUAACUGGAGCGUCAAGGCACUUAGAAGAAAGACCACUGGAACUGGUCGCAUGAGGUAUCUCCGCAAUGUACCCCGCAGGUUUAAGACGAACUUCAGAGAGGGAACCGAGGCAACUCCAAGGAAGAAGGGCACUGCGGCGGCCUCUUAAGUGUCUAGAGAGGCAGUUUGACAUUGUUUCUUUUUAAUUUUGCCUUUUAUUGCCUGAUGAAAGUGUUGAAUAUUUGUACCUCGAGUAUUACUUUUCAUCUGUUAGAUUGGAGUUAUUGCUGUUUAAGAUAUAUGUCCAAUGUUCAUUGCUUUCUGUCUU
Messenger RNA from Lycium ferocissimum, 587 nucleotides. Its product is annotated as large ribosomal subunit protein eL37. Bases 141 to 428 code for a protein of 95 amino acids. The transcript is spliced from 4 exons. NCBI's taxonomy places the organism in Eukaryota, Viridiplantae, Streptophyta, Magnoliopsida, Solanales, Solanaceae. Gene Ontology annotation, molecular function: structural constituent of ribosome; RNA binding. Gene Ontology annotation, biological process: translation. Gene Ontology annotation, cellular component: cytosolic large ribosomal subunit; ribosome. The record is from RefSeq and is a predicted model, not a curated record.